This is a messenger RNA of Exophiala xenobiotica, 5229 nucleotides long. RefSeq lists its product as uncharacterized. The transcript is spliced from 4 exons. Lineage: Eukaryota; Fungi; Ascomycota; Eurotiomycetes; Chaetothyriales; Herpotrichiellaceae. Bases 547 to 4941 code for a protein of 1464 amino acids. Gene Ontology annotation, biological process: regulation of cell shape. The record is from RefSeq and is a predicted model, not a curated record. Gene Ontology annotation, molecular function: protein binding.
CACUCACCACCAAGCCAGCCAGGCCUUGCAGGGCAAUUCCGUAGUCAGAAUAAUUUCUCCUAUCCCAAGACACCACCUAUUCAAUCAAUCAUUCGCUACCAGGUGUGGUCAUCCUCAAUUCAUUGUCGACUCCCGGUCUCUUCGGAUCUCCUACUUUCUCGUCGCGUCCAUCCAGUCCCAGCCUCUAGCAAGCGUCACCUACGCACAGACUCUCCUUGGUCCAACAACCACACGCCGCGCCGACCUCGUCGCGUUGGGACAUCAUAGCUGCAUGCGCAUCGGCCAUCUUCCAGUACAACCUCCCGAAUUUCCUACCUGUGGGCUUUCGACCACGACUUCUGUCCUCCCUCUUCUCCUGUCGAGCUGGACGACAAUGAAUUGUGCUUAAACGAGGCUGCAUGGUUAGCCGGAGACGAGCCUUGCGCAACCCGCACCCUUCUUCAAGACCGGAUUAUAUUUUGUCCUCGAGUCCUCUGUCGCAUGAAUGCUCUACGGUGCAUCGUGUGAGACAGCUCCGAUCUUUGGUGAAUACGGAAGUCGCGAACCAUGGCGUUCCUUUUCAAAUCCAAGAAGAACGCGCCUCCUCCCUCGGGCCUUCCUGCUGCAAGUCGAAAGAUUCAUACCUCCGAUGGUACUUCCGCCCCGGCAGCAGAGAAUGAGGGAAUAGAAAAGGCCUUAGAACGUCCAACACAAUCUCCUCCUCCUCCUUCAAAUACCGGCCCGAAUGGCUCAAUAAGCUCAAUGAACUCGAAUCUCGCCACUGGGGGUCCUGCAUAUCCUCGCCGCGACAGGUCAGAAUCAGAGACUGGGACGCGCCCGCCGAGCGCUCCCGGAAGCCAGUUGACCCAAGUUCCCAAUGCUGCUCUAUAUCCUUGGUCGCAACGGCGGCUGAACUUCCCCACUCCGCAGUCGAAUCCAUUCCCUCGCUAUGGCGCUGCCGUCAACGCAACCGGUUCAAAAGAUGGUGACAUUUACAUCAUGGGAGGAUUGAUCAAUGGGUCCAUGGUCCGAGGGGACCUCUGGAUGUUGGAAUCCGGCGGUGGGAAUCUUUCCUGCUACCCAAUUGCGACAGUCUCAGAAGGUCCUGGCCCUCGUGUCGGACAUGCCGCUCUGCUUGUUGGCAACGCGUUUAUUGUAUUUGGUGGCGACACUAAGAUGGAUGACUCUGAUGUACUUGACGACACUUUGUACCUGCUUAAUACUUCUUCUCGCCAAUGGUCCAGAGCAGCACCUCCCGGACCGCGCCCGUCCGGGCGUUACGGCCACACCCUCAACAUCCUAGGCUCUCGGAUAUACAUUUUCGGAGGCCAGGUUGAGGGUUAUUUCUUCAACGACUUGAUAGCAUUCGAUUUGAAUGCUUUGCAGAACCCUUCGAAUCAAUGGGACUUUUUGAUUCAAAAUUCUGGCGAGUCCGCCCAGCCUAACGGCAAGGUACCGCCUCCGAGAACAAAUCACACCGUGAUUAGCCACAAUGACCAGCUGUACCUCUUCGGAGGUACCAAUGGCACACACUGGUUCAACGACGUCUGGACCUACAGUCCUGCCACAAACUCCUGGAAGCAGGAAGAUUGUAUAGGGUACAUUCCUGCUCCUCGAGAAGGUCACUCCGCAGCACUGGUUGGCGAUGUCAUGUAUAUCUUUGGCGGUAGAACCGAAGAGGGUACAGAUUUAGGCGACCUCGCAGCCUUCCGCAUCACUUCAAAGAGAUGGUACACCUUCCAGAACAUGGGUCCUUCACCGUCACCGAGGUCUGGUCACAGUAUGACCGCCUACCGGGACAAGAUCAUCGUUCUGGCCGGUGAGCCGAGCUCGGCACCCCGCGACCCAGCCGAGUUGAGCAUGGUAUACGUACUUGACACUGCCAAGAUCAGGUAUCCCAAUGAUGCAGCCGUUUCGGAUUUGAAAGGUCCCGCCAGUCCAACUAGGAGGCCGAGUACAAGUACAGAAGUGAGAAGUGCAGCUGCACCUAUUCGAUCCACCUCCCGCGAGGGCCAAAGGGCCCCCAGUGCAGCUCGGGAACAAUUCACAGGUGGCCCUGUUCAACGACCAGACCCCCAGCAGCAAGCUUCAAGACUGCCGCGGGCUUCGAUAACCCAAGGCCCUGCAGGUCCACCACCUCAAGGACAGGCUCCUGGACCAAGAAUCAACGGGGUUCAAUCACCUGCAAAUGUACCAAAGAGCAGAUACAAUGGCCCUCCUAUUGAUACUAGGGGUCCUCCGACGGGUCCGGACUCUGUUCGUAAUGUGCCUACCGAGACGUUGGUCCAGGCUCCAGCUAUUAGAGAUGUGCAAAAGGAGAAUAUCAGGCCUAGUCGGGAGAACAGUCCGAGCACACAUGGUCGAAGGACGCCCAUUCAACGAACGGAGAGCAAAGCAAAGGCGAUGGAAGCUGGCGAAGCCGCACCGCUGGUCAGUAACGGCGUGGCCAGGCAACGCUCACUACGGUCGCAGCGAGCCCAAAGUUCUAUAGACAGCACAGAAGACGGCCACCUCGGUCGCUCAUCUUCUGGUCGUCAUUAUGGAGAAGGUGAUGCCCGAAGUGUGCGGAAUAUGCCCGAGGAGCCAAUGUCGCCUAAGCUGAGUGCGCAUCAGGAAGCUUUGGUGAAAGAGCUGGAGUCAGUGAAAAAGUCCAAUGCCUGGUAUGCUUCCGAACUCGCGCUGGCUCGAAAGCAAGGCUACACUUCUGCAACAAGCUCAAGCCCGACAUUUGACGACCGUGCUGUUACCCAAGUCGCGGACGACGAUCGACCGCUCAUGGAAGCGUUUGUAACAAUGCGAACCGAAAUGAUGAAGAUGCAGGAGGCUAUGGAGGCACAGGCAUCGUCAAUGGCCAAGCGUGUUGCGGAGGUCGAACACCAACGUGACGCUGCUGUGACCGAAGCUGCGUAUGCCAGAGCGAAACUCGCUGCUCAUGGCGGGAGCCAGCGAAGCACGCCUCAACCGGAUUCUGCGCACGAGCCUGACGAUCAAGAGCGCUUUACAGACCUAAGCAGGCGGCUCGCCUUGGCUUUGGCUGCGCAGUCAGAGCACAAAGCCAAACUUGACUCUCUGUCCAAUGACCUCAACUCCGAGAGAAGGGCUCGAGAGCUUGCAGAAGAGUCGAUGGAUGCUUUGCAAGCUCGGUAUGAAGAGCUCAGUAAGAGCAGAAAUCCUGGGGAGCUGGAGGGCUUGCGAGCGGAGCUUCAUGAAGCUCAAAGCCUGGCACGAACCGAAUCUGGAAGACGAGCAAAACUCGAAGAGGAAUUACGGAACCUUCGUGUCGAGCACGAAACCUUGAGCAAGACGCACGAGGACACCUCAUCACGGCUGUCGAGUCAUGUUGCUUCAAUGGCUGCUUUAGAAGCUGCUGUUGCCGCAUCUACUGGCAAGGCAAGCUUGUACGAACGACAAAUCGAGGAAGAACGUCAGCAAAGAGAAAACGCCGAGCGCAAACUGUCACAACUUAAAGCCGAGCAUGAAGAACGGGUGACAGAGCUGGAAAACAUUUCGAAACGUCUACGUGAUGCUGAAGAACUCGCUGAGACCCACGCCAAGGAAGCUUCAACGCACCGAGAAGCUCUGCUCGCCGGUUUGGCCAGACUCUCCACUGCAGAUGCAGUCUCGAAACGCGAUUCUGUCUCCGAGCAGAAGAUGACAGCUUUAAAAGCAACCGCGGACCAAGCUUCAGCCUUAGCCAAGCGUAACCAAGAAGCGGCUGACCAGGCGGCACAGAAACUCCGCAAUGCAGAGGAGAGAAUUGCAGGGCUCGAAGCGUAUCAGGAACAGUCGAAUCGCGAAGCUCUCCAGAUCCGUCGCCAACUGCAGGCGGCAUUGCGGGAGGCGCAAUCCCACCAAAACGAGUUGCGCGAACUGCGGUCGAACCUUGAAAUCAGCCAACGGGAUGCGAGCGCUUUGGCUGUCCAGCACAGCGCGCUUAAAGACUUGCUAGGUGAGCGAGGUAUGAAUGUGUCAGCGAUGAGAGGGUCGCCAAUCUUUGAUCAUUCUCCGAGCUCCCGAUUCGGUACACCAGAACAAAACCGUCUUCGGGAGCUUGACCAGCAACUGCAAGCAAGCAUCAAGGCUCAUGAGGAGACCAAGAACCAAUUCGAAGCUCGCAUGCAGGAAGCAGACAGCACCUACAAGGAGAAAUUGGAGCAGCUCGAGAAUGAUUAUCAAUCUGCUGUGCACUAUGUCAAGGGCACCGAGAAGAUGCUGAAGAAGAUGAAAGAAGAGCUUACGAAGUACAAAUCGCAGAACUCACAAUUGACCACCGAACUGGAAAGUGCUAGAAGCACAAGCGCAGCAUCGAACGCGGCUGCGGAUCCAUCGGCCUGGGAAUCUGAGCGACAGCAGUUACAGAAUUCUAUUGAAGAGAUGAAGACGCAGACUAGCCAGCAAAUCAGUCUGCUAGAAUCGAGCGUUACUUCUCUCAGAUCAGAGCUUGCUUCUGUUCAGGUCGACCGCGAAAAGCAAAAGUCAAGCUACGCCGAGCUUUCGCAGUCGUCACAACGGUACGGCAAGGAGCUGGAGCAACUCAAAUCAGAAAAUUCCAUGCUUGAGAGGCGCGCACAGGAGGCUGAGGAGCGUGUCACCAUGCUCCUCGAUCAAGUUGGCCAGUCUGUGGGCAAUUAUCGACGGCAGUCACAAAUGCAACCACUGCCCAACGGUAUCACCGUCGGCCACAACCGCGACGAGAGUCAAUCGACCUUGACCGAUGUAUCAGUCAAUGACGAUUUGUCACGCGAUGAAAGAGGAUCGGUUGCCCUAGACAAUUUGGCCUCAGAGCUAGAGACUUUGCGAUCGCAAUGGGAAAACACGAGUCGUAACAAUUAUCGCAUUAGCACACAGUUUGAGUCGGAGCGGACUCCCACGGGACAAGGCACUGAGCUCAGUGACAAUCUGGCUAGUUGGAGGAGGCGACUUGAAGAGGAAGAAAAGAGUUCAAAGACAGCCGUUGCUUGAGGUCUCUCCUCCUUGAAGUCAUGAUCCCAUUCAUGUUUUGUUCAAAUACAUUCAAUUCUUAUGUUGGCAUUUUGGAGUUCUUGAAAUCAUGGGCGAAGGAUGACAGUGAUGAAAUGGUUAAAGCGCGGACUAUCGGCCUGAUAGCACGAUGUGAGUUAGUUCUAAUGGAGGACAGCGUUGAGCAAGGCGGAUGUAAAAUGGUGGAUUGUAAUAUCAAUGCCAUAAACAUAAACGUACAUUGGUGCUAUGAAUGGGUAGAGCUGUGAUAUCCUGUUGAAUGACUGCGAG